Molecule: messenger RNA, 2762 nt
Organism: Alosa alosa (allis shad)
Lineage: Eukaryota; Metazoa; Chordata; Actinopteri; Clupeiformes; Clupeidae
Gene: tmcc3
Product: transmembrane and coiled-coil domain family 3
Exons: 6
Coding region: 109-1773 (554 amino acids)
Cellular component (GO): endomembrane system
Source: RefSeq, a predicted model, not a curated record
UGUCCUGGGUGAGAUCGCCUGGAUUAUCAUUAGCGACCAGCGUGUCCAGCCGUAGCCUACGAGCGGGCUGGAACUGCGAGACCGGGAUCGGGAUGUAGCAGGUGCCAUAUGACUGGGGCGAUCCGCGAGACUAUGCCCAGCGUGGAUUUUUUGGGGGAGAAAAGUUCAUUCGAAGUUGAGCGAGAGAGAAACCGAAGCACCUGCGACCGAAUGGCGGAUCACUCCAGCGAGGGCAGCUUGCUCAAUGUUCCGGCACUGCUGCGGAGAGGCGUGUCCGAGACGGACUUGGACAGCGACGGGCCGGGCAAGGACUCGGGCCGGGAUUUGGGUCGCGCUCGCGGCGGACUGGACUGCUUGCAGCAGAAGGUCCUUAAAGUGACGGAGCAGCUGAAGAUCGAACAGACGGCCAGAGACGAGAACGUGGCCGAGUACCUCAAACUGGUCAACAGCGCAGACAAGCAGCAGCUGGGACGCAUACGACAGGUGUUUGAGAAGAAGAACCAGAAGUCAGCCCAUAGCAUCACGCAGCUGCAGAAGAAACUGGAGCAGUACCACAAGAGGAUGCGCGAGAACGAGAACGGCACCAAGCACUCUUCCUCCUCCUCCUCCUCCUCCGCCGCCACCACCACCAACGCCAACACCAAAGAUGGCAACAGCAAGACGGCCUCCAAGGACAGCCUGAAGGACUGCGUCCUCCUGAAGGACGGCGCCCCCCGAGAGGUCAAGCACCCGUCCCUGGACAAGGUGAAGACGGCGGUGGGGCCUGGGGUGAGCCUGACGUCCCCCUUCUUCUUCAGCAAGCCGCGGGAGUUCGCCAACCUCAUCCGCAACAAGUUCGGCAGUGCGGACAACAUCGCUCACCUCAAGAGCUCCAUGGAGACUGGCGGGCCGGGGGGGUCGGGGGUCGGCGGGGGCAGCAGCAGUGGCGGAGGCGGCGGCUUCCAGGUGGGGGAGGCGGGCGCGGCGAGCCGGACGCUAAGCGGGAGCGCCACCAUCACGCCCAAGCCCAAGUACCCGCCCAGCGACGAUGAGUGCUCCACGGGCACCACUGACUCGGUGGACAGCACGGGCGCAGGCGGAGCGGGCACAGGCUCGCAGGGCACGGGUGACGGAGGAGGUGGAGGAGGAGGUGGUGGUGGUGGUGGAGGAGGAGGAGGAGGAGGGCACGGAACGCAGAAUGACGCCAACAACUGCAGGCUGGUGGAGGCGCUGCAGGAGGUGCGGGAGAUCCGCAAGACGCAGCUGCAGCUGGCCGAGGACAUGGAGGGGCUGAAGGCGCAGUUCAAGAGAGACUACGGCUUCAUCACGCAGACGCUGCAGGAGGAGAGAUACAGGUAUGAGCGGUUGGAGGACCAGUUGAAUGACCUGACGGAGCUUCACCAGAAUGAGACGGCCAACCUGAAACAGGAGCUGGCCAGCAUAGAGGAAAAAGUGGCCUACCAAGCCUACGAGAGGGCCAGAGACAUACAGGAGGUUCUUGAGGCCUGUCAGACGCGCGUCUCUAAACUCGAGUUACAGCAGCAACAACAGCAGAUUAUUCAGCUGGAAAGCGCAGAUGCCAAGGUGCUGCUGGGGAAAUGCAUCAACAUCAUGCUGGCCAUCGCCACGGUGAUCCUCGUGUGCGUUUCCACGGCGGCCAAGUUCACCGCGCCGCUGCUGCGCAGUCGCCUGCACAUUUUCGGAACGUUCCUGAGUGUGUGUCUGCUCGCCGUCAUCUGGAAAAACUGGGAGCACGUGCAGUCUGCUGUGGAGCGCCUGAUACUGCCCAGCUGAGCGUGCGUGUGUGUGUGUGUGUGUGUAGGUGUGCGUGCGUCAUGGGUGUAAGGACAGGUGGUUAAACCUUGAAAGAGUGUGUGUGUCUGUGCGUGCCUGUGUCUGUCACGGGUGCAAAAGACAGGAAGUUGAACCUGAAAGACUGUUGUCGACCAGAGAUAAACUGUAUGUAGCUAAAAAGGAAAGAAAAAUAUUUUUUUAAACACUUGAAGCCUUUUUCGUGGUGUGUUAUUGAUGUGUUUGACAUCUUUCUCAGCAAACCUGAAGUAAGUUUGUGUGCGGUGUGUGUUUUUGCUGGUGUGUGGGUGUCUUAGGUGUGAAAAAAUUCUCUUUGUGGUUUGAUAUUUGAGCUCUGAGCCAGUUGGAAAGCCUAAUCCAGCCCUGAGUGCUUUACCCUCUCUCACUCGUCAUUGUGUGGACGGAGGCGUGUGUGUGUGUGUGUGUGUGUGUGACGAAAGAACAUCCCCUCAAUUCAACAGCACUCAAGAGAAAGACCUAACACACUAUCUGUGAGAGAGGGAGAGAGUGUGUGUGUGUGCGCAUGUGAGAUGAAGGGAACAUACUCCUUUACCAAAACACUAUAAAGAACACUAUAAGGGAUGAGUGAAAGAGAGAGAGUGGGAGAAGAAGCAGAGGAAUAGUGAAAUGGAGAGGGAGAUUUUCUUCUUCAUUUAGAAAGCAUGUUGUCAUGCGUCCAGCCUCUUGUUUUCAUGGCAAAGCCUCUUAUGUGCUUUUUGCCUGUUUGUUAUAUGCUACGUGCUUUUUGUCGUGUGUGUGUGUGUGUUUACGUGUUUACGUGUCUAUCUUCUUUUUAAUUAUGCUGUUUGCUUCAACAAAUUGACCUUUGACCUUUAUAGAACUAAAGAACCUCCCACUCAGUGUCCUUAUGUUCUCUCCUUUUCUUACGGGAUGGGGACCUCUAAGAAGUGACAGAUAGAAGUGUGUGUGUGUGUGUGUGUGUGUGUGUGUGUGUGUGUGUGUGUGUGUGU